Messenger RNA from Pelmatolapia mariae (spotted tilapia), 1694 nucleotides. RefSeq names its product cholesterol 25-hydroxylase like 1, tandem duplicate 2 (gene ch25hl1.2). Bases 293 to 1123 code for a protein of 276 amino acids. The transcript has a single exon. Lineage: Eukaryota; Metazoa; Chordata; Actinopteri; Cichliformes; Cichlidae. The record is from RefSeq and is a predicted model, not a curated record. Gene Ontology annotation, molecular function: steroid hydroxylase activity; C-4 methylsterol oxidase activity; iron ion binding. Gene Ontology annotation, cellular component: endoplasmic reticulum membrane. Gene Ontology annotation, biological process: cholesterol metabolic process; sterol biosynthetic process.
AUAUAAGUGAAAAUGAAAAAAUACACCAACCAAACAGGAGAUGCAGCAUAAACAGAAGACAGAAUAAUUACCUAUAUGUCAACAGUUCCUGUGUGGAGAGCUAUAAGUUACCUGUUGCACAGGGUGCAUAAAUAAUUUAUUGUACCUGGCUGCCACUUGAUACCACACAGACAGAAAAGCCUAAGCCGACACACACAUGGAAAAAGUGUUUGCCAAAGCUGCUGUUUCUGGCUGAAGCACCUUCAUUCCUCAGACACCUUCACUGUGUUUUUUUUUUAUUUUUUAAUUCAUCAUGGAUCUUGUAGAAACCAGUGUAGAUAUUUGGAUGAGUUGGUCAAGAGAAAAGUCUUUGCUGCAGCCUCUGUGGGACAGCCUGAGGCUCAACUACACAGACUAUUUGCGAUCUCCGCUCUUCCCCAUUGUGCUGACUGUCUCUUCAUACUUUGUCUUCUGCAUCCCUUUCCUUCUUUGUGACAUAAUGGGGGAUAAAUGGCCGUGGGUUCAGCAAUUCAAGAUACAGCCGAGCCGCCGACCAACGGCCUCUGCAUUGCUGCACUGUGCAGGUGUCACCUUGUACAACCAUGUGUUUCUUGUGCUUCCAGCAUCUGUGGCCCAGUGGGCGUGGAGGCCACCCGCUGACCUGCCAGACCAGGCUCCAUCCCUGCUGGAGCUGAUCGCCGGGGUGAUAGGCAACCUCCUGCUUUUUGACUUGCAGUACUUCAUUUGGCACCUGCUCCAUCACAGGAUCCGCUGGCUGUAUGUCACCUUCCACGCCAUCCAUCACAAUUACUCGUCUCCCUUUGCUCUUGCGACUCAGUGUCUUGGUGGCUGGGAGCUGGUUACAGUGGGCUUCUGGACCACCCUGAAUCCUGUGAUCCUGAGAUGUCACCUGUUCACUACAUGGGCCUUCAUGGUGUUGCAUGUGUAUGUUUCUAUAGAAGAUCACUGCGGCUAUGAUUUCCCCUGGUCCACAUCUCGUCUGAUACCAUUUGGCAUCUACGGAGGGCCCAGCAAACAUGAUGUGCACCAUCAGAAACCCAAUACAAACUUUGCACCGCACUUUAGUCACUGGGACAAAAUAUUUGGCACACAUGCUGAUUUCAGCUUCUCCUCAGCUACGUAAACUAUUGCGAGCAGUGAGAUGUGUGUUUUUGUGCUUCUUUUUCAAAUCAUGUGCCUGUAAAACAUAUUUGCACACAAAUAGAGCAAAAUUACUGUCAGAACUGUGUUGAUAGUUUUCUGUGUCUUUAGUGACAGUUGCCAAUUCAAUGAAAAUGUUAACAUUUGAACUAUGUGCAUAAUCUAAAUGUGUGGUUUCUAAACUUUGAAAGUGAUCUUGAGCUUUGGGCAUGGCUUAUCAGUUUCUCCCUUAUAUGAAACCUUGUGUUUUCAGUGCAUGUUUAUUUUCUCUUAGUUUAAAACUACAACAAGAAUGUAUCUAGCAAUGCAAUUGUGUAAUCCUGAGUCAAGUAAUGUGACCAGUGACAUUCUAUUACUCUGUGUUUAGUUGGUUCUUUUUGUGGUUAUUUAUUCUGACUUUAUUCCCAGGGAAACAAAUAAGUUUUCAUUGUUUUUAACUUUACUUAUCUUUAUUUAUCUUUAAACUUUCAUGCAAGCAAAAAAUUGACGUGACAACAGAUAAACAUCAGCUACUGCAGUAUUUGCUCACAACAGUGUUCUGCUGAUAUACUGUU